This is a messenger RNA of Syngnathus typhle (broad-nosed pipefish), 2053 nucleotides long. It is a transcript of the gene ninj1, whose product is annotated as ninjurin 1. Gene Ontology annotation, cellular component: membrane. Gene Ontology annotation, biological process: cell adhesion; tissue regeneration. The transcript has 3 exons. Bases 228 to 662 code for a protein of 144 amino acids. The record is from RefSeq and is a predicted model, not a curated record. Lineage: Eukaryota; Metazoa; Chordata; Actinopteri; Syngnathiformes; Syngnathidae.
AACUAAACUAGUGGGUGUAGUCCGCGGGUCUUCCUGCCCUCAUGUCGGUAGAGGGGCGGGAGCGUUGGCAUGACUUCCCCUCUUUCUGUCGUCACGUCAGGGUUGUAAUUCCACAGACGGUGAUCGCGUGUCCCCCAACCCACACGCUCGACCACCGCGGCUAUUACAACAUUCCUGGAUUAAUCCACGUCCUAUCGGGUGCUGGAAGGGCACAACAUUAAUCGGAGAUGGUAACAGAUGACAUGGAGAUGAACGGCGACGCGGACCCGAACGGCGAGACAGAGAUUCCGCUCCGUGAUCCCCCGAGGAGACGCAUGAACAUGAACCAUUAUGCCAACAAGAAGAGCGUGGCGCAGAGCAUGCUGGAUGUGGCCCUGCUGAUGGCCAACGCCUCGCAGCUGAAGGCCGUGCUGGAGCAAGGCCCGUCCUUCUCCUUUUACACACCGCUCAUCAUUCUCAUCGGCGUCUCCCUCGCCCUGCAAAUCUUAGUGGGGAUAAUGCUCAUUUUCAUCGUUAAGUGGAACCUGAACGACGAACACAUGCACUACAGGUUGAACAUCAUGGAGAACAUGACCACAGCCUUUGUGUUUGUCAUCGUCGUGGUUAACGUUUUCAUCACGGCCUUUGGCGUCCAGCGGCCCAACGAUGACCACAAGCUGUGACCACCUUCAUCUGAAUGCCUUGUGGAUUUAGUCGAAAUGCAUUUACACUCACGGACAGCUUAUCUACUCUGCCUACAAACUGUGAGGAAAAUGGAUACAAAGAUGCUUAUGUCCUGGAAUUUGACCUCGCGGGCUCGAGGAGAGCAAAUGUACGCCCGCCUAGAAUCAAAUGACUCAGUGAACACGAUCCACGUUACAAUGACUGUGUUACUUUUCUAACUGUGGUCAGUAUUGAGUUUAGCUGUUUUCACAUACCGUAAUUUUCUGACUAUAAGUCGCACCGGAGUAUAAGUCGCACCAGCCAUAAAAUGCCCAAAAAAGUGAAAAAAAAACAUAUAUAUGUAUAUAAGUCGCUCCUGAGUAUAAGUCUUCCCCCACCCAAACUAUGAAAAAAAACGCGACUUAUAGUCCGAAAAUUACGGUAAAUGUAUGGUUGUUGUUUUUUAAAUAUCAUGCUCAGGUAGCUGUGGCUUAGCAACUGCCUUAUUACAAAAACAUCUUUUUAGCAAUACUAAGUUUUGAUGCCAUCAUACUGUACAACCCAUACUUCCUUCCCAAAGGUUUGCCUUACUGCACAUCUCAACUAAAGAACCGAACAAGUUCUUGAAGAACUUGACAUGACUUAAAAGCUUUAUUAUUGAAAGAAUAAUUUUCCAUUUACAUCAACAAAGAGACAGAGCUACUUAUUUUAUUGUAUACUUAAUGUGCUAUGCAACCACUACUGUGUAUUUAAGAGAAGUAAUCUGCAUAUUUUAGUUAUAUACAUUAAGGGUCUGUUCAAUUAUUAUUAUUAUUUUUUUAUAGCAUUUUCUAAAGACUAAAGUCUCUUUUGGAUUUUACUAUGACAUAAUACACACUGUGACCACUAUUUUAAAUUAAAGGUAUGAUCAAAACAAACAAAUGGUACCAUUUUGUUUAUUGUCAGAUUGUACAUAGUUCAGAGGACCAAAGUGGCACUUUGUUUAAUCGAAGGCAUCUUAACAUGACAAAAAUAAGAAAAUGGAAGCAGCCACACAAAAGUUAGGAUAUCAGCUAACAUCACUCAGACUAAAAAUAUGAACACACAACUGCACAGAAAUAUAGAAAAAUAAGAAACACAAGGUUAUACGUAUUUGCACGAUAGUUUUACAAACCACCAUACCGUAGCUACUGUUAUGUCCGCAAGCCCUUUUUUAUUUUACUUUACAACAGCCUGAGAUGUACUACCUCAACAAUACCUGUUUGAUUGGGGAAUAAAUCUAGUCAUUACAAGGCACUAUUUGUCAUCUUCUUUUUUUUUUUUUUUAAUUGUCUAAAGGCACUCGAGUGUAAAAAUGUCCAAUUAAUGUCAGCAAUAAAGUCCAUCAAUAUUUUGAAAGGUGAUUUAUGACAUUAAAAAUAUGUGUUGCCUA